Molecule: messenger RNA, 915 nt
Organism: Entrophospora sp. SA101
Lineage: Eukaryota; Fungi; Glomeromycota; Glomeromycetes; Entrophosporales; Entrophosporaceae
Source: the annotation of a GenBank genome assembly
AUGUCGAAGUCCUUUUAUAUCACUACCCCUAUCUUUUAUCCUAAUGGCAAACUACAUUUAGGUCAUGCUUAUACUAUGGUUAUGGCUGAUAUUAUCGUUCGCUAUAAAAAAAGUAAGGGUUAUUUAGUUUACUUGCAAACUGGUAGUGACGACCAUGGUGAAAAAAUUGAAAAAAAAGCAAUUUCACUAAAUUUAUCUCCCCAAGAAUUAGUUGACAAAAAUGUUUUGCUUUUUCAACAAUUAUGGAAAGAGUUAGGAAUUUCCAAGCACACUUUCUAUCGCACUUCUUCUCCUCUUCACAAAGAAAAAGUUCAAAAAAUUUUUACUAAAUUAUUAGAAAAAGGUGAUGUUUAUUUAGGCGAAUAUCAAGGAAAGUAUUGUAUUACUUGUGAGGAUUAUGUUAGCGAAAGCAAAAUUGUUAACCAAAACCUUUGCCCUAAUCCUGAUUGCCAAGUUGAAUUACGAACAAUUAACGAACCGGCUUACUUUUUGCGAGUUAGUAAAUAUUAUUCUCGAUUAAAAGAGUAUUACCAGCAAAAUCCGGAUUUUCUUUUACCUGACCAAGCCAAAAAAGAACUUUUUAGCAAUUUCUUAGACCAGAAUGCUUUACUUAACUACCUUAAUUCUGACCCAGGAGAAAAAUUUUUCCUUUCCUCUUUUUCCGAAUUUUCUGAUAAAAAUGAAAUCAGCAAUGCCAAAGAAGUCUCGUGUGUGGCUAUCCAAGAUAAAAACAAUAAUUACCUUUUGGUUUACAAUAAAAAAUACCACCAUUGGCAAUUUACUGGUGGCGAAUUAGAGCAAGGGGAAAACGCUGAGGAAGCAGCGAAAAGAGAGAUAUUUGAGGAAACUAAUUUAGUAAUUAAGGACUUAGAAAAAAUUGCCGAAGAGAAUUUUUAUGUUAAUGACAUUUGGUGA